GCUUCCUCCACCCCAACACUCUCUCCCUUCCCGCAGGCAUUGCUCUUCAUCUAGUCUUCCUCCCGGCGCUCUACCCGGGGCUUCUUCUUCCUGCAGCGCAGGUCCUCUCUCGCAUCUAGCUCCACCGGUUCGGCUCCCCCGCGAUCGCCACCCCUGCGACCAUGGCUAUCCACAGCGAGCAAGCCCCUCCAGGCACGCAGCCCAUCGACAUCGAGGCAUGGACCGAGCAAGCGACGGCUGCUAUGAGCACUGUGAUUAUCUCUGCGCCUGGGGACAAUGUUCAUGGCACCACCGUCAGCCUGCACAUCCCACUCGAUGACGUCGCGCCCUCCGCUGCUCCAGCUGCGCGUCCCGUCCCCGCCGCCGCCGCGGCCAAAGAGGGCGGUUACUACAAGAGAAAGGAGCCGCUUCGACGCGACAGCCUGAAGCGGCGCGAAGCCCUGCUCAAGGGCAAGGAGGGCAGCAAGCGCAGACUACGAUGGGAGAACGAUCGCCUCCUCAACAACCCCUACGUCGAACCGCCCCAGCCCCGCGACUGGGAAAUCCGCCCCACCCACCCCGUCCACCACGUCCCGUACUACCUCGCGCCGCUCUGGGACGCGGGUCUCUCGCGCCAGCACACAGAGCGCAAAGCCGCCGUCGCCGCCGCGAAAGCCGGGCCCAAGACCACGGCCAAGAAGCCCACAACGCCUGGCGUCGUGCCCAAAGAGCUGCGCGAGAAGCUCAAGCGGAGCCGCGGCGCGAAGGGCCUGCUCAUGGAUUUGGAGGGCGAGGUGCGGCGCUUCGUCGCGGAGUGGGAGGAGAAGGAGCGCCGGGCGGAGAUGGACGGGCUACCUGCGGAUCCGGACUCGAGCGAUGACGAGAUUGUCUUCGUGGGCCGGAAUGGCAAGAUGAGCGAUUUGAGGAGUCCGACGGGCAGUAGUGGGGAGACGAAGAAGGAGCUCAUGCUGUUUGAGACGCCGGAGGAUGACCACGGAGGCUGCUUUGGGAGGUGGCUUGUGCAUCAUAUUGGGGUGUACUAUGGGCUCAAGACGUGGUCGGUUACGGUGGGCGAUCCGGCGAGGAGGGAAGCAUAUAUCGGGCUCAAGGAUGUGAAGAUGAGGACGGGACGGAAGAGUGUUUGUGCUCCUCUGCCGCGGCCUCUUUACGGUCUGGUCUGAGCUCGUUUCUCUGAUUGUCAGGCGGCUCAAGAUGAGACGGAGCUACUUUUCCAGUUAUCCGAUUUAUCCUUCGGGAAUCUUGUCUUUGGUUUGUUUGAGUAUGUGUGCGCUUAUGUGUACACCGCACAGCUACGGCGUGGUCGGCAUUUUCUUUAGACAGUCGUUGCGCGUGGUUUGCAUGAGCA
Trematosphaeria pertusa is the source of this 1345-nucleotide messenger RNA. RefSeq lists its product as uncharacterized. The record is from RefSeq and is a predicted model, not a curated record. Gene Ontology annotation, molecular function: nucleic acid binding. The transcript has 2 exons. Bases 162 to 1160 code for a protein of 332 amino acids. Lineage: Eukaryota; Fungi; Ascomycota; Dothideomycetes; Pleosporales; Trematosphaeriaceae.